GGGGACCCUUGGGAAUGGACGAUAUGAAGAGCAUGUCUACUGGUCUUGCUGUAAAGAGUCUAGACCCCGUAUUGAAAAGUCCAGAGUUGAUUGAUAAUGCCAAGUUUAUCACCAAUAAUUUUUGGAGACUACCUGAUACCUAUCUAACGGACGCUGUGAUAAAUAUAGCCUCUAGUUUGUUUGGAUUAUUGCCACAAUCUAGGGGACCCUUCGGAAUGGACGAUAUGAAGAGCAAGUCUACUGGUCUUAGCUCUCAACUAAACUAUGUCAGUGGAACUUUUGGAAAAAAAUCAAAUGCAGCAAAUAAGGAAGAGCAUAAACCAUUAGACCCAGUUGGAUAUAACUCAUUACGAGAUGUGAACGACAGAGCACAAGAUGAAGCGCCUCCUUUCACGCUAUCCAACAGGACAAUCCUCUUACUCAUGGGACAAUUUGCCUAUCAAAUGUCGAUACCCGUAGAUAGACUGAGAGUAAAGUUGGCACACGUCAAAACUGCUGUCACGACUCUAGUCUCUGAAUUCAAACUUCCAGACUUUCUUGCUUUUGCCAAGGGAUUCACCAGCAAUUGGGGGUGUGAACGCUUCAUACCAAAUAUUAUACCUAAAGCUACUUUCAAAAUUGAAAAGUGUGUCCAGUAUAUGGCUGAUGUCGUCAACUUUAAAACCUGCCCUCCAUCUGCUGGCGAAGAGGAAAAUCAAGAGGAGGAAGCUGUGGAUAUUAAAGAGGACCCAACCGACGUCAACGAGGCAGCGAAAACCUGGCACGACGUUCCCCAGUUUUCUUACAUGAAAAGCAUGCUAAAUCUGGGCAAGAAGUUUUUGGAUAGAGUCGACUGUGAGAAGCCGACGACCCGAUCAGCUUUGAUGAAGGGUAAAAUCUUGUGCGAAGAGACUCUGGUCGACGCUAUCAACAAUUACGCCUGCACAUAGGAGGAGGACUUCGAAAACAGAAACGAAGUUCAAGGAACCAAGUUUCAAGUUUUAUCAUUUUUUUUUUAAUUUCUUCUACACUAUUUAGGUUACUAGUAUGCCUACAAGCUGUAUAACACAGUAAACUUUGGAACAACCUUUCUGAUAUUUAAACUUGAUUUUUAACCACUAGUUAAAAAAUAAAAUUAAAUCAGUGUUGUUUUUGGUUACUCACUAUGGAUAUGUAUUUGUCAAAUGUAAAACUUUUAAAAUAAAA
Messenger RNA from Physella acuta, 1185 nucleotides. RefSeq lists its product as uncharacterized. The record is from RefSeq and is a predicted model, not a curated record. Lineage: Eukaryota; Metazoa; Mollusca; Gastropoda; Physidae.